Molecule: messenger RNA, 3483 nt
Organism: Fusarium sp. VM40
Lineage: Eukaryota; Fungi; Ascomycota; Sordariomycetes; Hypocreales; Nectriaceae
Source: the annotation of a GenBank genome assembly
AUGUCUGCUACCGCUCCAGCAAACACUGCCGCUGCCGGCACCGCGCCCUCCACCACCACCGACGACUCUGCCUCAACCAUCACAGUCAACACAAAGGUGCCUACUUACCCUCCCCCGAAGACGGACAAGCCCCGUCCACACGUCUGCGGCACUUGCCAGCGUUCGUUUGCCCGAUUGGAACAUCUCAAGCGACACGAACGCUCCCACACGAAGGAGAAACCCUUCGAGUGUCCCGAGUGUGCACGAUGCUUUGCCCGUCGUGACCUGUUGCUGCGUCACCAGCAGAAGCUGCACCAGGGUUCGACCCCCUCGUCCCGCCCUCGCAAUCGUCGUGAGUCCACAACGGGUGUUACUCCUGGCCAGAGUCGUGCCCGCAAGAACAGCGUUGCCGGAGCCCAUGCAGCAGCAGCAGCCGCCGCUCCAGCUUCAAACGUCGCAGCAAACACAAUGCGGCCCAGGGCCAACACUAUCAGCCAUAUCGACAUCUCGGCCAUGCAGACGGUUGCUGCCCAUGCUGCCGCGGCUCGUAAUGUUCCUGUCAUUCACACUCACAGCAGGCAUCCCAGUCUUGCCGGUUUGCCAAAUCAUAGUAUGGAUCAUUUCUUUGGUGGCGGCAUGUCCGCGGCUAUGGGCCAGCGGACCAUGCACCACGGCAUCCCUAAGCUUGAGACAGGUGCUUUCCAUAACCUCGACUAUGUUAACCCUCUCAGGACGGCGCCACCGAUGUCCGCGUUCAGCGAAUUCGAGUUUGAUGGUGUGCUCUUUGGGCCGGGUACGACAGUAAAUCCCAACAACCUUCAUUACAACGACUCACCGCAGGGCAUGAACUUUGACCAGACCUCGCCUUUCGGCCACAUGAACGAGAUGCCUACGAGCCAAAACCUCGACGAAUUUGACUGGUUGACUGGUUUUGAGCACCAGAUGUCAUUUGGAAAUGGAAACGAAAAUGUGAUUGAUGGAUCUAGUCCAUCCGCAAUCAGCACGACGAGUCAGAGUGGGAUUAGCGAUGUUAUGUUGGAUGGGUCGAAUCAUCCUGCGCCAGCUGGGACAAGUACUAUGUGGCAAGCACCUGUAAUGCCGCCUCCACAGAUGCCGACGAACCCUUUUGCGAUGGAUUUGAAUGGCACAGUCUUUCCGGAUCUCCUUAACGGAGCACCGUUAUCACCUCAGCCAGCUACUCAAAAGAUCAAUGACCCUUACUUCUCUACGCCUCCACCGUCGCUGAGUUCGUUGAGCCCCUCUGUCGUGACGGGGCUCAACACCCAGAACAUUAACCAGACCCUUGGGUUCAAUGCCGGCCCGGAGACGCCAUCCUCCUUAAAUGGCGGCAACCACGGCGCUUCGCCCGUGACCACCAUUACAGAUGCCACCCGGCAUGCCAUCGUGAACAUCCUGUCCCAGUGCCUGCCCUUUGGGGGUCGUAAAUAUUCCUUUACUUCUCAAGGCUCACCUCAAUCGCCUCUCUCCCAGUCCGCUGGCAAUGCUUCCUCUCCCCAAGCAGCCAAUUUGCCCAGUACCCAGGACCUCCAGCGCUAUGUCGGUGCAUAUCUAGCUUAUUUCCACCCUCAUUUGCCGUUCCUUCACCUUCCCACUUUGUCCUUCGAUAUGCCUUUUUCCUCCAAUAGUCGCCCAGGUGUAGGUGGUAGUGGUUGCCUGAUAUUGUCCAUGGCCGCAAUCGGCGCGCUUUAUGAGAUGGAAACUGCUCAAUCUCGAGAGCUGUUCGAAAUGGCCAAGAAAAUGAUAUUCUUCUACCUUGAAGAGCGCCGGAAGGCGGAUGUUCGGAAAGCAGACAUUCGUCGAAGCACCCCAACUGACCAUAGCAGUGAUGGAGGCGUUAAUACCCCUGUGUGGCUUGUCCAGGCCAUGCUUUUGAAUGUCGUCUACGGCCACAAUUGCGGCGACAAGACUGCCAGCGACAUUGCCUCUACACAUUGCGCUGCUCUCGUAAGCCUUGCCCAAGCAGCUGAACUCUUGCGACCCGGGCCUUCCAGCUCCUCCGACGACCACGAUGUUCAAAUGGCCGAAGACGGGAACUGGAACGUCAAUAUGGAACCCGAUCAGACAGAGUGGUUGCGUUGGAAGUCGGGGGAGGAGCGAAAACGAACCCUGUAUGCGGUGUUCAUUCUUUCCAGCCUUCUGGUCUCUGCCUACAACCAUACUCCAGCAUUAACUAACUCGGAGAUCUUCCUGGACCUUCCUUGUGAUGAGGAGUACUUCUCAGCUGAAUCAAGCGCCGUAUUCCACGCUCGAGGUGGACCAGAGGGAGCAAACCACAACAGGAUGACAUUCCAUGAUGCGUUGGGCGACCUUCUUCAUGCUAAUGAAAAACAUCACCAAUUCUCCUUCAACGGCCAGUUCGACCCUUCGAUUGACGGACGAGACCCAAUGGAUGCGCCACUUCGACCCAGCACCUUCGGAUCCCUGGUUCUCAUCAAUGCAUUACACAACUAUAUCUGGGAGACACGACAAAGGCAUCAUCAUAAAGUCUGGACCAACGAGGAGACGGACAAGAUGCAUCGACACAUCGAGCCUGCCCUUAAGGCAUGGCAAGCGGCUUGGGCAAGCAACCCUCAACACAGCGUUGAACGCCCAAACCCUUUUGGUCAGGGUCCCCUAUCUGCAGAUGCAAUUCCUUUGCUCGAUCUGGCAUACAUUCGGUUGUUUGUGAAUCUCUCACGCUCGAAGGAGAAGUUCUGGCAACGCGAUUGGGAUGGGAUGGCCGAGGAGCUUUCUCGUGGUAAUGAGAUUGUUCAACACGCCGAGCAAUCGCCAAUUUCGAACUCGGAAUCCGGAAGCACCGAGCCAUCGGAUAACUCUGUCAAUGGCUCCGGAUUUGUGGAAUCGCCUGCUACUCAGCCAUCAUCAAUGGACUUCUCAAAUGGCAAGGUGCCUCCUCAUCUCCAGUCAGCAUCUUCUAGUAUGUCAAACCACACUACAUCGCGGCGGGAAAAGCAUCUUCGAAAGGCUGCAUUCUAUGCUGCAGAUUCUCUCGCCAUGUCUGACAAGCUCGGUGUCACGUUCGCCGACUUCACAAGCAGGGAGCUUCCACUUCAAUCUGCUCUUUGUGCGUUCGACUGCGCUCAAGUUCUCGCGGAGUGGAUUGCUACGUUGCAGGAUCGUGUUGGUUGUUACCUCGGUAUACUCGGCCAGGAUCAAGUUAACCUUUCAGAGGUCCCUGCCAUCAUGCUUUUGGAAGAAGAGGAUGUCAAGCUACUUGGCAAGGUUCACGAGGUGUUGUCAUCAGCAGAGAUCAAGAUGAACAUUGACCUCGCUCAUGGUUUGAAUGGACAGGAAGCUAAUCUGGACAUGAACGGGCACAAUGGCUACGCUGCGAAGCUACUUCGGAUCACCGCCUUGAUGUUGGACAAGGCAGCAGUCUGGCCGGUAACACGGCUCAAGGCCCGAUGUCUGGAAGCUCACGCAAACUUCAUGCAAACCCGCGCUAAGAAGUCGAUUUUGCCUCAGCAAGAGCCACGAAUGUGA